AUGGAGAGCUGCCGGGCGCUGGCGCUGUGCGCCGUGGCGGCCGCGCUGCUGCUGAGCGCCCGCGGGCACGGAUCGACCCCGCCGCGCCGCGUCCGCGACCUGGGACCGCCUGGCGGCGGCGGCGCCUCCCGGGAGAAGGAGCUGAUCGAGGCGCUGCAGGAGGUGCUGGAGAAGCUCAAGAGCAAGAGGGGACCGCACUACGAGAAGAAGUUCGGGCAGGUGCCCAUGUGCGACGCCGGGGAGCAGUGCGCCGUGAGGAAGGGGGCUCGCAUCGGGAAGCUCUGCGACUGCCCCCGGGGUACGUCGUGCAAUUCCUUCCUCCUCAAGUGCCUGUAAGCAGAGGCGUCCCGGGACAAGCCGCCGGGAGUGCAGGCACCGACGUCUGGCCGCCCCGACCUCCGGCGACUUCCCGCAGCUCCUCCGCCCGAGAAACGCGGCGAUAAGUCCCCGCGUCGCCCGUGUAACGCUGUCCGUGAUAUCCGACAUCCGUGGAGCUGUUUUUUUUCUCUCCCCCGCCCCACCCCGUCCUCUCCCUCGCCUCCUCCCCUGCUUUUUUUUGUCCGUCCAGGAAAAUCCCGGGCCGUGCCUUGGGAGUAGAGGUGCCGGUCCCGGGAGCUGCAGUGCCGUCCCAGUGCAGACCCGAGUAGCGCCGAGC
Messenger RNA from Melospiza georgiana, 655 nucleotides. RefSeq names its product CART prepropeptide (gene CARTPT). Gene Ontology annotation, molecular function: neuropeptide hormone activity. Gene Ontology annotation, biological process: positive regulation of MAPK cascade; cellular response to starvation; adult feeding behavior. The transcript has 3 exons. Lineage: Eukaryota; Metazoa; Chordata; Aves; Passeriformes; Passerellidae. The coding region runs from base 1 to 336 and encodes 111 amino acids. The record is from RefSeq and is a predicted model, not a curated record.